AUGGGCCCCUGCCUUGAUACCAAGAAUCUGUUUCCCUUCCCAGGAGAUACUCACUCGGUGGAUUUACUCUUCAGCUUGGAUCGUGUUACUGCUCUGGAGCACUUACUCAAGUCUGUCUUGCUUUAUUCCUUUGACACAUCUGUUCCCAUUUCCUCUUCCAUUACCUGCAUAUGCCAUUUAUCCCUCAAGGAACAUGAUUUUUCCAGCCAAGUUUGUCCCAGCAUUUCCCACUCUUUAGCUUUUAGCCUGCACUCUGACGUUAGGAAACGCAAAUGGGUGGAGAUGGAUGUGACUUCUUUCCUGCGGCCUCUGAUUGCUAUGAGCAGGAGGAACGUGCACAUGGCUCUGAACUUCACUUGUCUGACGGGUGACCCACAAGGGAGCACGAAGCUGGGAAAGGCUAUGAAUGUGACACUCGUUCCCCCUUCCCUCCUGCUCUAUCUGAACGACACCAGCGAGCAAGCUCAUCACCGGGGGAGCUCACUGGGGCACGGGAGGAAAAGCAGCAGCCCGCAGGUGGAUGCUCCAAGGGGUGACCAAGGCAAUGCCCAGGGUAAAAGGGCCUCUCGGCAGCGAAGGAACGAGAAUCCCAAAGCGGCGCCAGCCUCCUCGCCCCACAACCUGAAGCAGUUCGCGUUCCCUCCGCACGAGUGCGAGCUGCACAACUUCCGCCUGAGCUUCAGCCAGCUGCGCUGGGACCGCUGGAUCAUCGCCCCGCACCGCUACAGCCCGCAGUUCUGCCGCGGGGACUGCCCCCGCGCCCUGGGCCAGCGCUACGGCUCCCCGGUGCACACCAUGGUGCAGACCCUCAUCUACGAGCGCCUGGACCCCGCCGUGCCGCGGCCCUCGUGCGUGCCCGCCGCCUACAGCCCGCUCAGCGUGCUCACCAUCGAGCCCGACGGCUCCAUCGCCUACAAGGAGUACGAGGACAUGAUCGCCACCAAGUGCACCUGCCGCUAGCGGCUCUGCUUGGGCACGGUGUGCGCUCCAAAUACACCUUUUAGUUUUGCGUUCUCAAGGUGCUGUAGCUACGAGCACUGGAACUCCAGGAGCUGGGAUUUAGCACCGAGUUAGCACAAGGGGGUUCACAUCAGAGCACUGGUUUUUGUACUCACUCAGCCUCUCUAGAAUGUGCAAUCAAAUGUAAAUAGUGUCUUUUUAUCGGGAGAAUUUUGCAUUUAAAAUGGGGGAAAGGUUUCAACUAUUAAAUGUCUAUUUUUAAGCUGCUUUAUUACAGAUUUAAAAAAAAGAGAGAGAAAUAAAUGGCUGUCACACAUACCCUGACAUGCAGUGCCUGCUACUCUGCCUCUACAGAAACCUUGUGUGUGGCAUCUCCAGCAAUGACUAGCAAGGGGAGAAAGUCUUUAAUGUCAGAAUUAUUUCUUCAGUUUUUCAUUCUCUUCCCCUACCACAUUCCAGCUCUUCCAAGCAGGGUGACAAAACCCUUCCUCACAGUUCUAUAGAGAUUAAAAGGUUGUUUUUUUGCUUUUCUUCUGUUGCACUCUGGGCUUUCUCAGCUAAAAGAAGGGUGAGAAUUUAAGGGCAGUUGUGGGUAAUUUGUGGACACUUUAGGCACUAUUUUGAUAACAACUGGCAUCAGGUGAGGCUUCCUUUAUUCAAGAAUAAGGAGCAGCUGUCCAUGGGGUGAGAGCAGAACAUUGUCUGCUGGAGGCACAUUGCCACUAGCUUCUUAAAUAGGAAGAAUUGUUUAAAAAGCCUAAUCCCCCAUAAUGGCUUCUAAAAUCCUUAAAUGUGUUGAUGUAAAUGCUGUUCAAUGGGUUUAAUAUUCUGAAAUGUGGGGCUGCAGCUUUGUUUCCUCUCACAAUGAAACUGUCGGUAACAAGUGCCUCAACUCUAGAUGCUUUCACACCAAAUUUUUACUGUAAUUGAUUUAUUAUGAUUUAUUUUCUCCUCCUGGACUUGGGGCUCAUACACAAAACGUCUCAGCUUUAGUGGGCAUUUUUCUUGUUUGUUUGCUAAUUAAAGGCUGUGGAGCAGCACCAUCUUGUAAAACUUGUUCAGAACAUUCUUUAACAUUGACUUGCUAAUGGAUUAAUAAACAAAUGGUGUAACUUUCUGCACUCAGGCACCCAACCAGCCCCUACCUGAGAUCCUGAGCUCUUCCAGAGGCUGGGAAUUCAGCCUGGCAGGGCAGGGACUGCUGAGUGGUGUCACUCUGGUUCACCUGGUCACUGAACCCACAGAUGGAGCAGUGUCUGGAGAGCUCCUGGAGCACAAAUCUGCCCUAAAAGUGAGCAUCCCGCUCCAUGUUUCGGUCUCUGACUGCUAAAAUCAAAGUGAUUGACACCAA
Messenger RNA from Zonotrichia albicollis (white-throated sparrow), 2311 nucleotides. The record is from RefSeq and is a predicted model, not a curated record. Lineage: Eukaryota; Metazoa; Chordata; Aves; Passeriformes; Passerellidae.